Messenger RNA from Condylura cristata (star-nosed mole), 1334 nucleotides. RefSeq names its product family with sequence similarity 72, member A (gene RUMY1). The transcript has 4 exons. The record is from RefSeq and is a predicted model, not a curated record. Lineage: Eukaryota; Metazoa; Chordata; Mammalia; Eulipotyphla; Talpidae. The coding region runs from base 68 to 517 and encodes 149 amino acids. Gene Ontology annotation, cellular component: cytosol.
AACUAGGAAGGACAUUGCCCGUGUUUCCACUCUCAAAACCCCACACACCGCCUCCUUUCGCGGCGCCAUGUCUACCAGCAGUUGUAGUUUCAAGGACCGGUGCGUGUCCAUCCUGUGUUGCAAAUUCUGUAAACAAGUGCUCAGCUCUAGGGGAAUGAAGGCUGUUUUGCUGGCUGAUACUGAAAUAGACCUUUUCUCUACAGACAUCCCUCCGACCAAUGCAGUGGAUCUCAUUGGAAGUUGCUAUUUCACUGAAAUCUGCAAAUGUAAACUGAAGGACAUCGCAUGUUUAAAAUGUGGGAACAUUGUAGGUUAUCAUGUGAUUGUUCCAUGUUGUUCCUGCCUUCUUUCCUGCAACAAUGGACAUUUCUGGAUGUUUCACAGCCAGGCGGUAUACAGUAUUAACAGACUAGACUCCACUGGUAUAAACUUCCUACUUUGGGGCAACUUGCCAGAGAUAGAAGAAACUGCAGAUGAAGAUGUGCUGGAUAUGUCAGCAGAGGAGUGUAUUAGAUAACUGGAUUAUGAUAUGUAGGCUAUUCAAACUCUUUCCUAUUUAAAAUGUAUACUAAUACUCAACUUUAAAUUUGUUAGUAUUUUCCAGUACUUGCUUUAUUUGGAAAGAAAAAUUGGGCAUUUGUUGGUUUAUUCGUAUGCUUAGGUCUCAAAUUAAUGACCUAAGUUUAAUUGAGUCAAUGUGCUUCUUUUCUCCUACUUCCACUUCCUUCUCUUCCUCUUUGCACCUCUCGGUUCAGUGUAGGUGUUGUCUUAAAUUCAGAUAAGGAAAGAUUCUUUUAUAUGUUACUCAUCUACUUUCUAAGACCGGAAAAGAUUUUCUUAUAACUAAAUGCUAGGUGCUAUUAAUUUUACAUUUCUGAAUAAGUGGCAUUAGUACUGAUGUAGAUACAAACCAUGCAUAUUUAAAAGGCAUGCAUAGGUAUGCACAUUAGGUACUUGAAUUUGUCAGAAAAUUUUUGAUACAUACUGUUUACCAAUUUUAUUUAUUUACUUUCUACUAAAGUCAUAUAGGAAGUGUUUUAUGAAAGCCAGACAAAAUAAACCUUGUAUCCUCUAGGGCAUUCUCUGUAAACAAUAAAUUUUAGAUGUAUAGUAUCAGUCCUAACCCGUAAGUAAAAAAAAUAAAGAAGUGACUUAUUUAAACCAUUGUAUAUUAUAAAGAUUUUUUUUUUUAAGCUACAUUUAGAACCACACAGGAAUAGAAAACUGGUGGUAUUACUGUUGGAUUCUGUUUUUAUGUAAAGCUAGAAAUCAAUGCAUUGCCUUAGUUAAUAUCUCAGUGGUGGGCAUUUUGUCAAUAGUAAUACCAAAGCAGA